AUGGUCAGAGAAGCCCCUCCACCUGACCGACUUUGUUCAGUCUGCAAGAAGGAUGGGGUUCAAUGGACCGGAUCAUUUUUUCAAGAAACUUCACUCCUUAAAGUUGGCCUGCACAUUCACCUUGCUCACAACGGCACUCCAUGUCCCAGCAGCAGCACGGAUUACUCAUCUGAUGUCUUUCAAUGGUCAGACACCGAUGACGAUAUAGAUGACAAUUAUCCAGAGGGACCUUUCAUUCCACCGGUCAGAGACCCGGAUCAGCCGGCGAUAACUAUAGUAGACAAGUCCGGUGUUCACUCCCUUUCCAUAUGUUAUUGCCACUGCCCCAGUGCUCUCAGCCGAGACAUGCAGCUUUUUCAAGCCGGCUUGUUCCCAGCAUCUUUCACCAGACCGAAAACUGCAUUCACAUUCGCCGUCUUGGACGACUUUCUGUUAGACAAUCUCGAGUGCGGUACAUCAGCCAUGAAUUACUACAGCAAAAUUCGCAGACUAACCUCGAGCAUCUUUCCACUGAUGGUUCCGGAUCGCUACAGAGAGCUCAUGAGAGCUGCCAGGCAGUGGCGACAAUGCAAGCUUUACAAGUGGCAUGGAUUUGCCCACAAAGAUGACCAGCUGAAGGACGGCGAUCUCGCCCUAUUUUGCCCGGCAUGUCCACAACCGGGUAUAAACUUGGACCUGUCUACCAGUACAGUCACCCAGUCAGACGAUACACCUUCCUGGCUCAUGACUAGAUAUUUGGUCAUGGAUGGAAAUUUCAAAGCCGAGCACAUGCAUCCGGUGAAUCCAUCAGAUGAAGUAUCAUUAAUGGAUGGUCUGGGAUUCAUGGUCUCCGAUGAUAGAUACAAGAGCCAUUUAGCCAUUGCUCGUGACCAUGUCCAAAGGUCAGAUUGUAAUAAUCACCGAGCAGUUAAUCAAGCAAACGCCUCAUGGCAAAGGCUGGAGGCCACUGGUAUAGGAGGAUGUGCAUGUGCACGGCAUGGAUGUUUUGUCCCACACUCCAUGGUGGACUUUCAGAAAGGCGAAAGGCAGAUGAACAUGGACUAUGCAUUAAGUCAAGCGCUCAACUAUAAGACCAACGGAAUCUCUCGUGCCAUAACAUUCUAUGACAUAAAUUGUCAGUAUAACAAGUAUUUGAAGGACCGGAUCGCUUCUAGCAUGUAUCUUUCCAUCCCCAUUGGUAUGGAUAUCAUUCCCGGAAUAGGUUUGUGGCACGUACAUGGACAUCAAGACAGCUGCUUUGUCCGGUAUGCAUCAAAUUUCAUCCAUGGGACCAGCAGGAUAGAUGGAGAGAUUAUGGAGACCCUCUGGGCACCUUUGAAUAUAAUCUCUCCAUCGGCCAGGGGCAUGGGAACUCCCCAUCGCAAGGAGGUAUUGGAUUAUCAGAUGAAUGAUUGCAACUUUAUGAAAAUGAUUCGUAUAACUAAGUUUCUGUCCAGAAAGUUGAAAGAGGCUAUCAAGGGUGCUGCAGAGAGCAAACUUGCAUUUGAUAAUCUCAACGAGACAGCCCAGCCUGACAUGGUCAUUCUAUGGAAGGAAGAGGAGGCGAUCGCUCAUGCAAACAGAGUGGAGGAUCCUGCAGCUAUGGACAUCUAUGAGGUCCAGUUGGAAAGGGGCAAGUGUCUACUUUGA
Molecule: messenger RNA, 1629 nt
Organism: Suillus discolor
Lineage: Eukaryota; Fungi; Basidiomycota; Agaricomycetes; Boletales; Suillaceae
Exons: 5
Coding region: 1-1629 (542 amino acids)
Source: RefSeq, a predicted model, not a curated record